GAGUUUCCAUUGUUUGAUUUUACCUAUUUACUGUGGAAGAUGUUGAUACUAAAAGGGGAAUUUAUUGGAGAAAAAUGUAAAAAUACAAGGAGACUGUAUGGCUGACUAGAUUUCAAAGUACUAUCGACCAUAUGGGAAUUUCGACUCCUGAAGGAUUUGGGCCUCAAUAUCAGUGGCUAGAUUUGGAAAAGGCAAUAGAAGUUUCGAGAUUGACCCAGAAACCAAUUAUGGUUAUUAUUCAUAAAUCAUGGUGUACAGCAUGCUCAGCUUUGAAACCUCAGUUUGCAGAGUCCAAAGAAAUAGAAGAAUUGAGCAGCAAUUUUGUGAUGGUAAAUGUUGGUGAUGAUGAUAAAGUGGUAGGCAGUUCAUUUUCCCCAGAUGGAGAUUAUAUUCCACGCAUCAUUUUCAUGAGUCCAGAUGGUGAAGUGAGGCCAGAGUUUUAUAAUGAGGGAGGCAAUGAAGCAUAUAAGUAUUUCUAUUCUGAUAUUUCAAAUAUAAUAACUACAAUGCAGAAAGUCCAGAGGGCAUAUAAAAAGAAACACAAAUCAAAAGACACGAAAGAACUUUAAUAAGGAUGCAUGAUGCUUCUUUUCUAGUCACUUAUAUAUAUUUAUCACAGAAGCUUGAGAUUUCUAUGAAUUAUUUAGGUACUCAUGCACUGUUUUGUGAAAAUAUUGUAGUUAA
Messenger RNA from Schistocerca nitens (vagrant locust), 684 nucleotides. Its product is annotated as thioredoxin domain-containing protein 12-like. The transcript is spliced from 4 exons. Bases 132 to 569 code for a protein of 145 amino acids. The record is from RefSeq and is a predicted model, not a curated record. Lineage: Eukaryota; Metazoa; Arthropoda; Insecta; Orthoptera; Acrididae. Gene Ontology annotation, cellular component: endoplasmic reticulum.